This is a messenger RNA of Mesoplodon densirostris (Blainville's beaked whale), 1774 nucleotides long. It is a transcript of the gene PYCR1, whose product is annotated as pyrroline-5-carboxylate reductase 1. NCBI's taxonomy places the organism in Eukaryota, Metazoa, Chordata, Mammalia, Artiodactyla, Ziphiidae. The transcript has 8 exons. Gene Ontology annotation, biological process: L-proline biosynthetic process. The record is from RefSeq and is a predicted model, not a curated record. Bases 19 to 1125 code for a protein of 368 amino acids. Gene Ontology annotation, molecular function: pyrroline-5-carboxylate reductase activity.
AGGGCGUGCCCCUACCCCAUGCCUCUUCCCGACCCUUUCCGGAGGCUGGCUCGCCUCUCCCUGCCCCCUGUCUGGGACCCUCAGGAGCAAGUCAGGACGCCGCGCUGCUCCUGCGGAGACGGUGCCAGCUGUGAGGGCAGUGGGCGCAGGCCUCCAGACACCAUGAGCGUGGGCUUCAUCGGGGCUGGCCAGCUGGCCUUUGCCCUGGCCAAGGGCUUCACAGCAGCAGGCGUCCUGGCUGCCCACAAGAUAAUGGCCAGCUCCCCAGACAUGGACCUGGCCACUGUUUCUGCCCUCAGGAAGAUGGGGGUGAACCUGACGCCCCACAACAAGGAGACCGUGCAGCACAGUGACGUGCUCUUCCUGGCGGUGAAACCACACAUUAUCCCCUUCAUCCUGGAUGAGAUUGCUGCCGACAUUGAGGAUCGGCACAUCGUGGUGUCCUGUGCAGCUGGCGUUACCAUCAGCUCCAUCGAGAAGAAGCUGACAGCGUUCCAGCCGGCCCCCAAAGUCAUCCGCUGCAUGACCAACACGCCGGUCGUGGUGCGGGAAGGAGCCACCGUGUAUGCCACGGGCACCCACGCCCAGGUGGAGGAUGGCAGGCUCCUGGAGCAGCUCCUGGGCAGUGUGGGCUUCUGCACGGAGGUGGAGGAGGACCUGAUUGAUGCUGUCACGGGACUCAGCGGCAGCGGCCCAGCUUAUGCAUUCACAGCCCUGGAUGCACUGGCUGAUGGGGGUGUGAAGAUGGGGCUUCCAAGGCGCCUGGCAGUCCGCCUCGGGGCCCAGGCUUUGCUGGGGGCCGCCAAGAUGCUACUGGACUCCGAACAGCACCCAGGCCAGCUCAAGGACAACGUCUGCUCUCCCGGCGGGGCCACCAUCCAUGCCUUGCACGUGCUGGAGAGCGGGGGCUUUCGCUCCCUGCUCAUCAAUGCCGUGGAGGCCUCUUGCAUCCGCACACGAGAGCUGCAGUCCAUGGCCGACCGGGAGAAGGUCUCACCAGCUGCCAUCAAAAAGACCAUCCUGGACAAGGUGAAGCUGGACUCCCCUCCCGGCACCUCACUGGCCCCUUCUGGCCACUCCAAGCUGCUGCCCCGCAGCAUGGCCCCGGCAGGCAAGAAGGACUGAGGUGUCCCACCUGCCCGCAGGCCACUCUCUGCCUUUUCCUCCUGGGCUCGGAGCUCUGUGCUGGGAGUGUCUAGCCCCAGGCUUCACAGGAUGUCUUCACAUUGGCCCACUGCCCGUGGCUCUGGUCCACUUGGGUCAGUGGAGUUGUAGCCAGGGAGGGGGCACAUCACUUCCCAGUGGGAACCUCCAUGGUCCCCAAGUGUGUCCUGGCCCAGAACAAGGAAGGAUUCUCUGAUCUCAGCCUCCCCCUUCCUCUGUCCCCAAACCAGGUCAGGACCACCUUCCUCCAGAGCUCAGGAGGCUUGGGGGGCUUCAGCACCCAGUGUCAGCUGGCUUGGGCUUGAGUACCAAGGUCAAGGUCCCGCCCGCCCCAACCAUGAAGGCCCAGCCAAGGAGAGCCUUAUCCCACUCCUGCCCUUUCUCCACUCUCCACUCCUUCCUCAGUGUGGGAAGGGCCAGAGGGUCCCUGGAACCCAGCAGAAGGGCCCAUGGUUCUUGGCCAGCCUGACAUGUGAGGAAACGGCUCCUCAGAUGGUUGAACUCCCAAGGCCCCAAUACACUCAGGCCAUCAUCUCCCAUUCCUGGCCCGACCAACAGACGCUGUCAUUUCUGUCUCUUUUUAGGUUAAAUAAAUUGGUUUCCAGCCCCA